AUGAAGGCAGGACAACUGGCAUUGGGUUUCCUAACACUAACCAUAUGCAUGUGGGUGGCCAAUGCGGCGGGCACUGGCACCGGAUCGACGACCACGACGGAGGCCACCACAACGACAACGACAACGGCGGCCACCACAACGACAACAACAACCGCAGCUUCCUCCGCGUCGACUGUCCACAGGAAGCGCUUCCGGGUCAGCAAUCUUAGGUUUUCGGUGACGCGGAGAUAUAAGAUCUACAGGAACACCACAGCCAGUACCCGGAGACUAUCGAGGCGUCUUGCCCGUUUGCGAAACCGUCGACUCGUCAGGGUCCUGAGACGGAGCAACAAUCGGGGCUGA
This is a messenger RNA of Drosophila serrata, 342 nucleotides long. RefSeq lists its product as uncharacterized. NCBI's taxonomy places the organism in Eukaryota, Metazoa, Arthropoda, Insecta, Diptera, Drosophilidae. The record is from RefSeq and is a predicted model, not a curated record.